GGGAUAGAGGAGGUCGUGGUGAGGGCACAGUAAAGGCGAGAGGGGCUUUUGAGCAAGGGAUACCGGGAUAUCGUUCGUUCGUGUCGCAUUCGCCGGCGUGAAAACGUGGUGUGUGUGCCAUUGCGAAAAGAAGAAAGCACUUUUGCUCACUGUUGGUGCUUUAAUUUGUAGUGAAAUCUAUGCAAGGGAAGUGGUACGGAAUUGCGUCUCAGGACGGCCAAGAUGCUCCGUACUAAAAAGGAUGUUGACAAGCAUGUCUCCGGCAUCUUGGCGAGAAUCAAGGAUGAGAAGGAGAAGCACAUGCGAGGCUUCAACUUCGCAAGGCUCUACUAUUCUGUCAAAGAUUACGACUCGGCAAGAAGGCAUCUGGCAGCCUACCUGUCGGUUAAUGAAAAGCAUUCAGCUGCCCAUAAACUCAUGGGACAGAUCUAUGAAGCGACUGGUAACCAGGAGCAAGCUUUGCAGUCGUACAAGAGGUCUUUGACUUUGGAAGAGAAUCAAAAGGAUGUCGUCCUCAAAAUUUGCGACAUCUACUGUAACCUUCCCGUGGAUCCCGAGACAGCAAAGUACUGGCUUGAACGAGCACAGAACCUGUUCCCGGGUGAUGCGGUGAUUUUCAAGCUCAAGGAGGGAAUGGCCAAGGCAGGAGGCGGCACUAACACAAAGGAUCUCGAAAACCUGAUCACCUCGGAGCUGCUGACGAGGCCCAACGACGUGGCGCUGCGGGUGAAGCUGCUGCGGCUGCUGCUCAACUCUGGGCGUGUCCAGGAGGCCCACAAGCACGCCUUGCAAGCCGAGGAACAGCCAGACUUCCGGCUUAGGGCCUCCCGCUCCCUCGACUGGCUGCACUGCCUCGCAGACGUCUUUGAGGCCUACCAGGAGCAGGGGACAGCUGCUGUGGACCACCACUUUCUGACCAAGUAUCUGCUGACCCUGGAUCAGCUGGCAGAGCUGUCCAUGUCCAGUUCAUCUGCGUCAACAUCGGGAUCUUCCACGGCUGAUGGCGCCUCGAAUCGGACGGAAGAGGGGGCUAUCGCAGCCGUCAGAGCGCUGGACUGUCUGCUGGAGAAGGCACACCAACAAAGGUGGACACGGACCGGUGCAUGGGCCUUCGCACUGCAGCAGGCCUCUGCACAGCUGUAUCUGCACAUGGCCAGUUUGUUGCUCAAGAGAACCUGGAAGGAGGGCGGCAACUGGCAGGAGGCGAGCCAGUGGGCGUCUGCCCUGCUGCUCACGUCGUACGCCCACAGGCCACCCGACAGCCUGCAUCAGGGGGGUUGGUUCCUCCAGAUGGAGCAGGGCCAGCAGGAGACGCUCAGGGUGGUCUUCCUCAGGGCACUGCAUCGCAUGUCUGUGUCCGGCCACCUAGUGACAACCUUGUGUGAGGAGGACAAGUCUCGCUGGCUCGCCAGGAUAAAAGGGGAUGUGUGCACUGUACAGGUCCGAGAGCGGAUCUUCCAGAGCCUUUUAGGAGGGGAGCGGGGACCCUCUGUCUCUUGGUUCCUGAACGACGCCGCGUUCCUCAAAAGCAGCCUCGAGUUUCCCACCCCUUCAGCACUACGAGACUACGACAAAGAGUCUCAGCUGCUGUAUCCAGACUCCUUAAACCACCUGGUCUGGUUGGCGCUGCAGCACAACGGAGCUCCCGACAAGAAGGCUCGGACACCUGAGUCACACUUUCAGCCUUGCAUUAUAUUCGUGGUUUUAUUUCUUCCCGCAGGGCAAUACGCGAAGUUGCCCCUCACGUUACACAUGUGGUUGUGGCUAGGAUAG
Molecule: messenger RNA, 1773 nt
Organism: Ixodes scapularis (black-legged tick)
Lineage: Eukaryota; Metazoa; Arthropoda; Arachnida; Ixodida; Ixodidae
Product: RANBP2-like and GRIP domain-containing protein 8
Exons: 15
Coding region: 223-1773 (516 amino acids)
Molecular function (GO): protein binding
Source: RefSeq, a predicted model, not a curated record